Molecule: messenger RNA, 4270 nt
Organism: Amoebophrya sp. A25
Lineage: Eukaryota; Dinophyceae; Syndiniales; Amoebophryaceae
Source: the annotation of a GenBank genome assembly
GUACACAGAGUUGCAUCAUAAGAUUGAGAUGAUCGACAAGGACAACACUAGACAAAAAAUAAAGAAUUCUAUUUUUAUCUUCUCAAUCAUAGGAGAACAGAAUAGAAAUCAAAAAAAGAGGAUGACGGCUAUCCUCUCAUCCUUUUCGUCGCGUCGGAAUGCCUCGGCGCAAACCCUCGCGAGCAAGCGGGUACAAUCUCAGUUAACAGGCUUGCACUUGUAUGUGCAGUUCAGUUUCCCGAAAUGAUAUUUAUCAAUUAUGAUCUCCUUCUCGUCCAUUUGCGUCUCCUUGUAGUUGUUGCUCUUGAUGUUGUAGUAGUACGAGGACCUGGUGGUCCUCGACGAAGAGAAUGCACGAAGAUAGAAGUAGUUUAGAGUGCAGGAUUUGGAUUUGCUUGAUCAAUCUUGUCAGGUGGAAAACUCAACGAUGAGCAGACCAAGCUGUAAUUUAUGGGAUGACAGCGCAACGGCUUUCGAGAUGCUAGAUAAAAAUCGCGACGGUUUCCUGAACUGGGCAGAAGCGAGAUAUUGGCUCCGUUGCGUCGGCUGGUGCUGUACUGAUGUGCGGCUAGAUAUCGCAAUUCAACAAAUGUGGAACGCGAUGAUAACGCGAGGAGAUGAAGAAGAAGACUUCCAUUUAUGUUCCUUCUUUCCACUCAAGUUGGUACAAGUAGCUCGUCUAGCGUAACCGACUAUUGAUUUAAUAUGUGGGAUAAAAUGAUUUUGAUCCGAGCCUACUAUUGCAGUUGGAGCCCACUAUUAAUCUGGGCAGAUUCGGAAUUCAUAAUGCGCAAAUCCUAUGUCUAAGUCUAUGUGUUUCAAUCUGUUCAGCACUUCUAGUACACGUCGGUGUCCUUUCCCACCUAUUGGGUAACUAAAGGCGCCUGGAGGUCCAUCUGGUCAUUCUAAUGACUAGCACCUCUUCCACCACAUCUGCGAUAAAAAGCGGGAAGAAACCUGAGACCGCGAGGUUUUCCUUGACCGAUUUGCAGCUGAUUGCGUCUGGUGCUUCUAGCGUCGUGACAUCAACGAGGACACCGUCUCGCGCUGCUUCAGCGACUGUGGAUUCCAAGGAAACGCCAUCCUUUUCUGGAACCGCGGCAGGUGGUCCAGCUAAGGAAGCUUCGGACGUACCAAGAGAUAUAGACGAGCAGCCCGCCGUUGCUGCAGCUAUCACAGAAGCGAAUUCGCUGCCAAAUGUUGAUGCUCGUACUGCUACUGCGGAAGAUGAAGAACUCAAAAGUACUCCUGCUGAGUAUAGUGCGGGAGAUUCCCAGGUCGUGCGUGUGAAAGAUAAAGAGGCAGUAGAUACCUUACAUGAAACUGAAGUAGCUCCACACGCUGCAGAUACCGAAAAGAACAGCACGAAAGAAGCCGAUAUGAUACAAGACGACACACAUCAUGAUGAUCCAGGUAACAAAGGCAUGAGCAUCGAGAUCGACGGUUCAUUUGUUCCUGAUGCUUCUGUGGCGCACUUUUCAGACCCUCUUGAAAGUGGGCAAGUAGAUGGUCCGGAGUCUCUUAGCGCAGUUGAUGAGACGGAGCCUCAGACUGCUCUGGCUGAGCAGAUAGUAGAUGGGUCUGCUUUAGCGGCAAUCAUCGGAAUUGGUGAUGGAAAGGCGGUCGAAGUGGAUAUCGAACAGCAAGGCGUAGAAGAAGCAGUUCUCGCGAGUGCGAAAGUCGAUGAAGAGGUCGGUGAAAAGAAAGGGGAAGAUUCAGGGGCGGCACGAGAUAAAGAAGCAACAGAAGGAUCACUUCCGAGUGUGGAUCAUGAAAGUGCGCAAUUGGUGCCAACUGCUGGCGAGACUGACGCCUCUCUAGACGAUGCGACUCAGGAACAUGAAGAAGCUACAGUCGCGAAACUGCCCGAGCAAGAAAAAUCUAGCCAAGGCGAAGCUGAGACGUCCAAAACUUCAAUGGGGCAAGAAGUAGAGGCUGUUGGACAAAAAUCACCGGAAGAACAGGAUGCGACGAGUAAUGUCCUCGUGGGAGAGCAAGAGGAUACGACUGGAGAUGAAGGUGCAGAGCAAGAUAAUGAAAGCAUUCACGACCCGCAGCACCAGGCUGUGCAAGAGCACAAGAGGAAAGAAGAGUCGUUCAUGAGGACUGCACGCGAAAUUGACGAUACCAGUGAACAGAAACGAGAGGACGCUGACUCUAGCAAGACAACUGCGGAGGUGUUGUUCCAAGCAACGACAAAAGAUGGUGGCAUCGCUCAGUUUCCUCGCGUGACUGCUUCGGAAGAUUACCUCUUGGGUCUUUUGAGCAGCGUGACGUCUGGAAAACUUGAAUUUUCAAGAGAAGAUUUUUUCUCUUCGAUGACACGCGAGGGGGAGCCUCUAAGCGCUGAAGACCUUGAGGAGCUAAUGGAUUUGGUCGGUUUAGGCGCGAAUGCAGCGCCGGAUGCAUUCGAUAUAAGAUGCUUGGCAAAAAAUUUAGUGAGCAAAAUUUUGGUUCCACCGUGCGUUCCAACGCAACGAUCAAGAUAUGCUUAGCAGCAUUACAGCCAACUCCCAUAAAAACGAAAACUUGAAGUUGAACUUAAUUGUUAUGUUUCCUUAAUCAAUGUCAAUUACUAUGACAUUUUAACACAGUUGUUCAACCUAUACCUAUACCUAAGAUUUUUCCCCAGCCGCACGCACAUGUUAUUCUUGUCAAUGAGCACGACUUUCACUUUAGUAUACGACAAAGUCAUCUUGUUCUUGUUGUUCGGAAUAUCAAGGCAAUGUGGUCGGUGCAGGGCAGUUUCUCUCUCGCAAGGGCCGUUACAAGCUCUACCAGGGUAAGCGCUAAUUGAGGUAGCCAUUGUAUUGACCCAUUAAGAAUGUUGCACUUUCGUCGUUCCUGCGGGACAAUACCACGCGUGCGCUUGCUGGCCAUAGCAGACAUGUGCUUAAGCAUGUGCCACCUCCCUGUGGAGGAACCCCAAAUCUGGGUUAGGCGACCGGACCAGUGUCGGUUGACAAAAGUCAUACGCUUGGCGUUCAGGAACUCCUUAGCGGAGAAGAUCUACUUAUUAAUGUGUUGUAAGCUUCUAUGACAGAAAAACGACUACUCCUACUCAAAAAUCAAAACUUCGCUGAUGCUGAUUUUGGCUGCCAUCCGGACGCUGGUUCGAACCGACGGUGGGCCCCAGCUGUGGACCGCAGCAGGUAAGUGCAGAGUCUUUGUCUUAAACUAGCUAGUUAAAGAUUAGAUAUUUUGACAGGCCCAAGACAGGAGGGUAAGGGAGAACUUAGGGUUUAGGGUUUAGGAAGGGGUGGCGGGAGCGCGAAAGCGGAGGGGCAAUGAGCAGAACAUGCGGCAGAGUCGUGUCUGGAUGACGUUUUUGGCCUCUGCCAAGCUUCGGCACCACAAAGAAAGAGCUCAAAGAUGACAAAGUGCACGGCCGUGGGAUCUCCACCUUAGCCAAUGGCGACAGGUACAAUUGCGAGUGCAGAGGAGGCAAAUUAAACGGCCGCGGGAUCUACGCACACUAUGCCAAUGGCACCAAGUACGACGGCGAGUUCAAAGAUGACAAUUUUGACGGGCGGGGGAUCUACACCUAUGCCAAUUGUGCCAAGUACGACGGUGACGCCAAAGAUGACAAGCGGCACGGCCGCGGGAUCUACACCUUUACCGAUGGCGACAGGUACGACGGCGAGCAUAAAGAUGACAAGCCGGGCGGGCGAUAAGUCCUUGCGUAUGCCGGCGGCGGCACGUACGGCGGCCAGUGGAAAGAUGGGAUAACGCAUGGAGCAGGAGUCCGCACAUUCGCCGACGGUGAUCAGUACCGCGGCCAGUGGGAGAACGGACUUCGCUUGACCUCCCACGUAUUUUGAAAAUGAAGUGGCCUGCGUUUGUCAUUCAUUGACACGGCGGAGACAAAUUCAAAUGCCAGAACUUUUUGCCUCAGCAUGAUACUGCUUUUACUGUGCAUUAGGUGACUUGCUUCUGUCGUUAUAUUCUGUAAGCUUCCAUUGUGAUCGAUGAGGAUUAUGUCUUGUUUAUUGUCGACGCUCCUUCGGUGUUGAUUGAUCGUUCGCCAUAUAUUUCAUAAGAAAGUCUCAGACUUGUAUCCGCAUAAUAGCGAUCUUGCCGUUAUUCGCCAACCGCCACACGAUCCUCCCUAUUCCUCUCGAUUUGCUUACCCCGGCCCACCAUUAUCAAAGCACGCUACUUGCGUUGGCCUAUUGCCAAACUGACUACCUUCAUUGUCCAAGAGAGAGUUUUCGUUGGGCAUGGCGAAAAAACAUGAAAUCAGCGAGGUCAAGGUUGCAGUUUCAGAGCG